Trichosurus vulpecula (common brushtail) is the source of this 854-nucleotide messenger RNA. It is a transcript of the gene CDC42EP5, whose product is annotated as CDC42 effector protein 5. The record is from RefSeq and is a predicted model, not a curated record. The transcript has 3 exons. Lineage: Eukaryota; Metazoa; Chordata; Mammalia; Diprotodontia; Phalangeridae. The coding region runs from base 225 to 716 and encodes 163 amino acids.
GAGGGGCCAGACUGGGCGUCGGCUCCUGAUCCUCGGGCUCCCGCUCCUGCCUCCCUUCCUGCCAUGCCCCCCUCAAACUGGGGCUGACCUGCUGGGCCUGGCCAGGUGAAAGGAGGGAGCGCUUGAGGAGGAAUUGGUGUCGGACUCAAGGGGGCCCAGCCCCAGCAGAGCAGAGCUGGCCAGGACUGAGGACCCUUCCCCGGGCCCAAGGAUCCCCCUAAAGAAUGCCCAUCCUGAAACAGCUGGGCCCAGCCCUGCCCAAAAAGCGUUUGGACCGAGAUGCCAUCUCAGCCCCCCUGGGUGACUUUCGGCACACCAUGCAUGUGGGACGUGGGGGCGAUGCCUUUGGGGACACGUCCUUCCUGAGCCGCCACGGCGGCGGGGGCCCCUCCUCGUCCCCUGGCCCUUCCCCAGGCCCCUCCCCAGUCCCCUCCGCUGCCCCGUCCCCGGCGCGUCCAGCUCUGCCGCCCCCCACUGCUCCCCAGCCCCCACGGCCCUCUGAAAGCCAGUCCGAGUCCCGGCCGGCCGCUGGAGACCCUUUCCUGUCCUUCCAUUUGGAUCUGGGGCCCUCGCUCCUAGAGGAGGUGCUGGGGGUGAUGGAUCGUGGAGCCCUGGCAGAUGCAGGAGCUGCCCCGAGUGCCCCCAACGGUGGGCUGCUCACCUCCCAGCCGGACUUCGGCUCUGAGGAGGACCUGGAUGAAGUUAUCGGUCUGUAAAGGGGCCCACAGGAGCGGGCCACGCCUCCCAGGACCCCGAACCUUGGCCUUGCCUUGUACCAGAAGUUUUUAUAUGAUGCCUCCUGUAUAGCGCCCUCCUUCCUCUCCUUCCCCCUCCAUGCCUAGCCAAUCCCUCCC